GCUCACGGCCGACCAGGUAGAAUUUUUUAUAUGGUCGACCAAAAACCCGCGAUCCGAGGCGAGGAGAUCUCUGUUUGACUCUGAUUUCUCUAAGAGAAUAGAGGUACAUCUAAAAAUCACAAUGAUGAGAUAGAGGGCCGAAGAAAUGGUCGUUGUGAGCGGAUGAUGUAAGCUGACGGAGAUACAACCCGGACGACGGAGAUCCGUCAAUGGUAUUAAACUGGAUGUUUCUGAAGUUCUUUCACUAAAGGAAGGCCAGCAAAAUCGACUCUGUCUCUCCACCAAACAUGGUUAAAAUUCCAGAAAUCAUUGAAGCAAACGCUAGCUUCGGCAAGAACAAUGACGGUCCCCAAGGUCUCAUAUGUGUCUUUGCCGGAGCAACCAGCAACAUCGGUGCCUCUACUCUUGAAGCCCUAGCAAAGAUGCUGCAAUCCCCCACUUUUUACGUGUUGGGAAGAUCAGCGACGAGAUUUGCUGCUCAGCGCGAGAGACUCCAUAGUCUAAACCCUCAAAUGAAGCUCGAGUUUCUUGAAGUCGAAACCUCGUUAAUUCUCAAUAUCGACGCUGCUUGUAAGCAGAUUCUGGAUGCUGAAGAACGGGUGGAUUUCUUGUAUAUGAGCCAAGGAUGCAUUCCCCUGAAUGUACCACAAUACACGAAAGAGGGCCUAGAAAUAACUUUCGCUCUAUCGUACUACACACGAAUGCGACUUCUGACCAACCUCCUCCCAUUACUCUGCUCUUCUUCACGUCCGCGCGUCCUGAGCGUCCUGAACGCAGGGCAAGAGCUGAAAAUGCAAGAUGAAGAUAUCGGACUUCUUAAUCCCGAAAACUUUGGCCCUCGUGUAGCUAUCAACCAUACUACCACGAUGAUGACGCUAGCAUUGGAAUAUCUAUCCCAGAAUGACGCAAACAUGAACAUCACUUUCAUACACUCGUUUCCUGGACUGGUAGCUAGCGACAACUUUUCUCGGUUGACUGCGCCAGACUCUUUUGGUCUGCUAGGAAAGAUUCUGGUGCCGCUCAUCGGGACUUCAUUUAGUGUGAUACAGAAGAUCUUUGGUAUCUCGACAGCAGAUUGUGGUGCCAGGCAGGCAUUUCUAUUGACAAGCGAUAGGUUUGAGAAUGGCAAGACAUGGAGAGUAGAUGACAAAAGCGAGGUUAUCACUUCUUCAAACGACGCAUUAGAAUACUAUCGAGAAAAAGGUUGGCGAGAGAAAGUCUUUACUCACACCUUGGAAGUCUUUGAAAAGGCAACAAGUACUAGAUAGCUUACAAUUUCAUUUUCUUGUUUUCUCCAAUGCCAUGAGCUUUGUGUAGCUUAUAAUGAGCUCCCCAGCCCUGUAGGACACCCGAUUGAUGGAUAUCCUCAAGCGAAAGUCUUGGCUUUUUCAUAAAUUUGCAAUACAGAUACACUAUAAUAACGAUUCUAGUUUUGCGACGCA
This is a messenger RNA of Botrytis cinerea B05.10, 1442 nucleotides long. RefSeq lists its product as hypothetical. Gene Ontology annotation, biological process: secondary metabolic process. The transcript is spliced from 2 exons. Lineage: Eukaryota; Fungi; Ascomycota; Leotiomycetes; Helotiales; Sclerotiniaceae. Bases 288 to 1268 code for a protein of 326 amino acids. The record is from RefSeq and is a predicted model, not a curated record.